CUGAAUGUAAAGACUCAGAAGACAGAUCAGUCAAACAACUCCCUGUGGAACAAGCACUACCCGAUAACACAGCCAACAGUGAAAAUAAAAUAAAUGGGGGAACAGAAUUCAGAAAUAGCACUGCAGAACAGUGUAAAAAUUCAACAAGUACUGAAGAAAAAACAAAGAAAACAGAACACAACAUGGAUAAACAUGGAACAGAAUUCAGAAAUAACACUGCAGAACAGAGUAAAAAUUCAACAAGUACUGAAGAAAAAACAAAGAAAACAGAACACAACAAGGAUAAAAAGAAGUCAAACAGUUCUCAGAAUUAUAAAAAGAAUAACAUUAAAACAGGUGAACAUUAUGAAACUGAAGUGGGUAAAUCACAAGAAAGUAAGGCAAAUGUGAAACUGGGAAGUUGCACUAAAAAUAUUCAACAGAUGUAUUUACUGAAGAAACACGAAGAAGUGAAAGAUUCUGUGUCCAGGAUAAUGAAUGAAAAUGUAUCCGGUGUAAUAAGUGGAAAACAUAAUGCUGGCAUUAAAGAACCAGAGCAUGGAUCAUCCUCACAACGAAUUACUGAAAAAGCAAUCUCUGAUAAAGGAAAUAAAACUAGAACGGCAAAGAGGAUGGUUACACACUCAAGAAGCAGACCCAUCGAGGAAGAGGAGAGGGUGCUUCAGGAUUCCACAACGUAUGAAACAUCAGACAUUUCAGAAAGAGAAACAAAUAAGUAUUGUGAAAAGACUGAGAAGAUGCCAAACUUGCAGAAAUAUGAGGACAGGGGACAGAAUAGAGUAUAUGGAACUGAAAUGGCAGAUGUUGUAAUGGACAAUAUGGAAGGAAGGAAAACGGAGACAAAAGAAAAAUCUAGUUACAAAGAAUCAAAUCAUGAAUUGUUUAAAGAGUCUGUUAUUGAUUCCUCGGUAUCUGAUGAAGUAAAGAAAACUAGAAAUGAAAGGGGCCACAGAACUAAAUCAAGAAACAAGCGUAUUAAAGGGCAAGAAAUAAUGCCUACAGUUCCUCAGAAGAAUGAAGUGUCUGAUACUCUCGAUCACAGAGGUACAAAACGUAAAGUUUCUGAUAAUGAAGAUAAAAAGAAUGUAUCAGACAGCUGUCAGAAUAAUGAGGAAAACAAAAAGUCUGGAUUUCAGCUUUCACAAACAGAUGGGAAUAUUGCAAAGGGAAGUGAAAUGAGAAGGGUAUAUGGAAAUUAUUCUGAAGCUGUGCCACAAGGGAGUGUGUCUGAUAAAAAUACAGAAGAUGGAGUUGUGAAGUCGAAACUGUUUCAUGAAAGCAUAAGUGAUAUAAAACCUGCAGUAGAUGAAGUGAAGGAUACUAUACCAAGUGCUGUAAAUAAAAAAUCUUACUGCUCAGAAUUCAAACAAGGAUCAUUUGACAAUCAUGCUACCAAAUUAUCAUUAGCCUCUAAUGAAAAUAAGAAAAAUAGAACCAGAAGAUUGAGGAGCAAAAGUUGUCAGGAUGGGAGUCAACUAAUUACGAAGCCACAAAAACGUAAAAUGACGGACAGUAUUGACGAAACAAGUGUAAUAUGUAAAACAGAUGGUGUGGAAUCAGAGGAAAGGAAGAAAAGUAAGAGUUCAAAGGAUAAAAACAAGCAGCUGAGCAUUUCUCAGAAGGAUAAGGAAAUUGUGGGAAAGAAAGAUUUUGAAGUGGAAGCUGCACAAAUAGAAGCAGAUAUUAUAUACAGUACAACAACCAGAAAAGAGGAAGAGAUCACUAAAAUUGUCCAGAAAAUUGGCUUGCUGGAAACUAAUAAUGUACAUGGCAUUACACAGCCUGAAAUACGGAACUGCAGCAAAGGUAAAAUUGAAUCUGUGAAAGGAAGGACAGAUGUCAAACUAAAUGAAGCCGUGUGCAAAGAGAAGGAAAAUGGAAAAUACAAAGAUCCUAUUACUGAAAUGUCAAUGUUGCACAGAGUUAUUCAAAAGGGUGUUGUAGAAAUCAUUCCUAAGUCUGUUUCUAGAGAUAAUUCUGUUGAAUUAUCUGCUGAGUCCAGUAUGGUGUCCACAGUUAUUAACCUAAAAUUUCGUGCUAGAAGAUCUAUGCAACAUAAACUUGAAGAUAGUAAAGCUGUAUUAUCAGUGAACAUUACUCCACCUAAAGAUUAAAUAACAGAUUUAAUUGCAGAACAUCUAGGUGCAAGUGCAUUAAGGAUUAAUAGUGUUUCUAAAACCCAAAAGUUAGUUCAAGACCGGACAGCAGAAAGAAUGUAAAAGUAUUAUAUAGUGAUUGUAAGAACACAAAGUGUAAAGGCAGAAAUUCCAAGUGAUAAUGAAAAUGAUAUAUUUUGUAGUGUGUGUGUGUGUGAUAAUGCAACAGCAGGUCACGAAUCAUAGAAGAAGAAUAGGACUAAACACUUACAUGAAUCUUCUCAGGUGGAGAUUACACGUGGAGAUGAAAGCAAGACAUUUAGAAUACAGAAAUAAAUAUGUAAAUGUACAUGCUAAUAAUUCUCAAGAAUGUGAUGACUCUAGCAAAGUGUGGGACUUUGAAAAAAUAGAAGCAGCAGCAGCUCAUAAGAUUCUGAUCAGAAUUCAGAUCAGUAAUGGUGUCCAAAGAGGGGAUAAACUAAAAAGUGAAAUAAAAUUAAAUCACAACAUAACAAACAUAAUAUAAGUCACACUAAACAAGAAAUUAAUAAAUCUGGUGACUUAUAACAAAAAAUGUAUAUAGUGAAACCUCCAUUCAGGGACCAAAAUUUUUGUAUUUACAAUGUUUUUGUAUCCUCUGUUAUAACAAAGGAUU
Cryptotermes secundus is the source of this 2751-nucleotide messenger RNA. RefSeq lists its product as uncharacterized. The record is from RefSeq and is a predicted model, not a curated record. NCBI's taxonomy places the organism in Eukaryota, Metazoa, Arthropoda, Insecta, Blattodea, Kalotermitidae. Bases 183 to 2114 code for a protein of 643 amino acids. The transcript has 2 exons.